ACUUGUUUUAUUUGUUUCUUUGUUCUGUGCCAACUACCCGAGAGUCUCUUCUUGCUUUGCUGUUGUUUCCACCAUGUCCUACGGUUCCCAGGCUGCCAAACGUUUGGCCGACAAGGUCAUUUUCAUCACCGGUGCUUCUUCCGGAAUUGGGCAGGCUACCGCCAGAGAGUUUGCUUCUGCUGCCAAUGGGCAGAUCAAGUUGGUUUUGUCAGCCAGAAGACUCGAUCGUUUGAAAAGCUUGAGUGACGAGUUGACUUCGUCGUACAAGAACAUCAGCGUGUAUUACAAUGUGUUGGACGUGUCCAAGAUUGCAUCUAUUCCAGUUUUUAUUGACAGUUUGCCCAGUGAGUUUAAAGAGAUUGAUAUUUUGAUCAACAACGCUGGUAAGGCCAUUGGAGUGGACAAAGUUGGUUCGAUUAAACAGGAUGAUAUCAACGAUAUGUUUCAGACUAAUGUGUUAGGGAUGAUUCAAGUUGUCCAGUCGAUUUUGCCUGGAAUGAUUGAAAGAAAAAGAGGAGAUAUCGUUCAAUUGGGGUCGAUUGCUGGUCGAGAGCCAUAUCCAGGUGGAGCUAUUUAUUGUGCCACGAAGCAUUCUCUAAGAGCAUUUACGAGUGCAUUGAGAAAGGAGGUUGUGAACUCGCCUGUGAGAAUCAUUGAAAUCCAGCCAGGUGCAGUUGAAACUGAGUUUUCAAAGGUCCGAUACUAUGGCGAUGAAAAGGCAGCUAAAAAGGUGUAUGAAGGUGGCGAGCCAUUGGUCGCUGAAGAUAUUGCAGAGUUGAUUGUGUUUUCAUGUUCAAGAAGAGCAAAUACUGUGAUUGCGGAAACAUUGGUGUUUCCAACUUGUCAAGCGUCUCCUUUCCAUUACUAUCGUGGAAAAGGGAAUUAAUAUUGUAGAAUUGUCAACUAUACAUUCCGAUUCCGAUUCCGAUUCAAUAGAACAGUAGAUAUAUAAAGUAACCAAUAGACGAGUAUUGCAAGGU
Messenger RNA from Ascoidea rubescens DSM 1968, 980 nucleotides. RefSeq names its product oxidoreductase (gene ORA1). NCBI's taxonomy places the organism in Eukaryota, Fungi, Ascomycota, Saccharomycetes, Ascoideales, Ascoideaceae. The transcript has a single exon. Gene Ontology annotation, molecular function: oxidoreductase activity. The record is from RefSeq and is a predicted model, not a curated record. Gene Ontology annotation, cellular component: cytosol. The coding region runs from base 74 to 886 and encodes 270 amino acids.